This is a messenger RNA of Australozyma saopauloensis, 1392 nucleotides long. It is a transcript of the gene HAP42, whose product is annotated as Hap42p. The coding region runs from base 1 to 1392 and encodes 463 amino acids. Lineage: Eukaryota; Fungi; Ascomycota; Pichiomycetes; Serinales; Metschnikowiaceae. Gene Ontology annotation, cellular component: nucleus. Gene Ontology annotation, biological process: regulation of DNA-templated transcription. The record is from RefSeq and is a predicted model, not a curated record. The transcript has a single exon.
AUGUCUGCUACGCACAACCAACUUAAACUGACGGCGAUGCUGCUGUCAACAUCAAAAGCUACUGCUGGUACAAAUCACCGUGGGGACGGUUUAGUGGCGGCGCUGCCAAUACUCACAAAGUAUGCUAAGAUUCAGCCAGCUGUUGCUAUUAAACCAAAGCCUUCCGGCGUCACCAGUAUACACAAAUCCUCGUUCAACCCACAGUAUGACCCUCAGACAUCCGCGUCAGCGUUUUUUUCAGAUGACCCGGGCUCGAAUAUCAACGUUCUGCGUAAAUGGGUAUUGCCCGCCAGACCAAGACCAGGACGAAAGCCAGUAAGCAGUACGCCCCCAGCAGCCGCAUCAGCGGCAGCACUAGCUGUGGAAGACCACUGUGGAUUGGCUAAGAAACGCUUCAAAGGUCCAAAGAAUGGACAGGUCCCCGACAUCAUUUCGCUGCCUUCUUCAACCGGUGCAGGUUCGCCGGGAUCGGUGGCCAUGAGCCCAAGCUAUUCUAACACUUCGGUCAAUACUAGUAGAGCUACAAUUUCUAGCUACAAUGGUACCAAUACCCCUGGUGUUGAUGAACUACUAGCAAAGUCAACUUCUAUGGAUACUACAAUAAAACCAGCGUCUAAGCAGGUAACUGCGUUACAAGAAGCAUACUUGGCCAAACUUAAAGAACAGGAGCUCAUUCAGAACUACAUAGAGACGCUUCUGAACCAAAUUAAAGAGUUUCGCUUUGUGCAAAGUGGAAUGAUUACAGCCGACGCGCUCAAUUCCAUAAAUAACAGCGACGAAAAAAAAACAAGCUCACUGCGGUCACCAGACCAGUUGGACCAUAUUAGCAAUGUGAGGGAUCUAGAUAAGUUCCUUGCCCACCUGACGACUCAAAGUAACAUUAUACACAGUGUCACUAAAAAGUACAUUGACGAGGGAACAGGAUCCCGCAACCCGGUGAGGCUGCAAAUCGAGCACUACUUACAACUUCGAAAGCUACAUCAGGAUAAGUCUUGCGCUCGUGCGCCUUCAAAACACAGCGCUAGCAGUAGAUCAAUACCACAUCCAAGCUCAGACAUAACUACCCUCGGUGCCGAGCCGCUAAUAUCAGAUUUGGAUAUAAAUUCUGAUGCCAAUCUUUUAGCAGCCGUCUCAAAACCUGCAACGUUCACGCCAAGUCUACUUCGUCCUCUAGACAUAGACUUGUUUGAAGAGCAUGACGUCAUUGGAGUGGAGACGGUGGAGAAUGAUAUCUUCGACAAGUUGAAGAGCAUUGACGAUUCUGAGUUGGAGUUUGCACCCAUCUUGAAGCAAGCGACAGCUCAGGGAAGAAAAAAAAUGGGGUGUGGGUUUUGCAGUGGAGACACACCAUGCCUAUGUUUUGAUGCAGACAAUAUCUUUGGAGAAAAAUAA